GGAGGAGGAGGCGGCGGGCGGCGGCGCGCGAGGCCCGGCGGUGACCCUUCCCUUGCUGCAUGUAUGGCCUCGGGGGCGGCUGGGCCUGGGCCUGGGCCUGGGCCGGACCCGGAGGAGGCCUACGACUUCCUCUUCAAGCUGGUGCUGAUCGGCGACGCCAGCGUGGGCAAGACCUGCCUGGUGCAGCGCUUCAAGACCGGGGCCUUCGCCGAGAGGCAGGGCAACACCAUCGGGGUGGACUUCACCAUGAAGAGCCUCGAGAUCCAGGGCAAGAGGGUCAAGUUGCAGAUCUGGGACACAGCUGGCCAGGAAAGGUUUCGGACUAUUACCCAGAGUUAUUACCGAAGCGCCAAUGGAGCGAUCCUGGCCUAUGAUAUCAGCAAGCGGGGUUCUUUCCAGUCUAUUCCUCGCUGGAUCGAGGAUGUGAGGAAGUAUGCAGGCUCCAACAUAGUGCAGCUGCUUAUUGGAAACAAGUCUGACCUAAGUGACCUUCGGGAAGUUCAGCUAGAGGAGGCUCAGAGUCUGGCUGAACGGUAUGAUAUCAUCUGUGCCAUAGAGACAUCUGCGAAGGACUCCAGCAAUGUGGAGGAGGCUUUUGUAAAGAUGGCGACAGAGCUCAUGAUGAGACAUGGAGGCCCCAUGUUCAGUGAGCCAAACACAGACAGCAUCAAACUUGACAGCAAAGAUGUAGUAGAAGGAUGGGGGUGUGGCUGCUGAUACAGUUAAUGACAUAUAUCUUUAAUUGUUGCUGGAAUUUAUAGUGUACCUUCCCUUUUCCCUCGCUUCCACUCUGUGUCUGUAUCAUUCACAUGCUGAUAUGAACUUCCUGCAAGCCUAGUGCGUUUAUAGGUUAGAUAUUAACAUUUUCAGGUUGUUAAUACCUAUGAAAGGACUCAGUUGCAGACCUAGAAGUUCAUGGAAGUUUUUCAGCAGUAGAUUCUGUCUGAUUCUCCUAAGAGGAAAUAGUGCAGUUUGAAAGCUAAUUGCACAGAAGGAAACUACUGAGAUCUUUCUGUACAAAAUAAAGAGAGAACAAGGAAA
Messenger RNA from Sceloporus undulatus (fence lizard), 1041 nucleotides. It is a transcript of the gene RAB43, whose product is annotated as RAB43, member RAS oncogene family. The transcript has 3 exons. Bases 64 to 717 code for a protein of 217 amino acids. NCBI's taxonomy places the organism in Eukaryota, Metazoa, Chordata, Lepidosauria, Squamata, Phrynosomatidae. Gene Ontology annotation, biological process: protein secretion; regulation of exocytosis. Gene Ontology annotation, molecular function: GTPase activity; GTP binding. The record is from RefSeq and is a predicted model, not a curated record.